AUGGGUAUCCCGUACAUGUCAACGAUCAACGAUAAACUAUCUUCCGUUCACCGUCCAGCAGUUUCCAGUUACCACGAUGGAGGAACUAGAGGCUUUAGAAGAUAUUUUAAUGGACAAACCAGAAGCAUCGAACUUGCCCAGUUGUUUGAAACGCAAAGACACAAAGAUGCCCUGAGCACAAUAAGGCGAGGGUUACUACUACUUUUUCACCCUCUCUUAGCAAGCAAAAUUUCAUGGAAAGGAUACAAUAAUAAUUUCAAGUUCGAAGACACGAAGACUGCGCAAAUCUUGUGUGAAACCGUGCAAACCAUCUUCAAAAUUAACAUGAGGAAAAUAGAAAUUGCAAUAAUUAACUGGUUUCGCCAUUCAAAGGACAAAAAGAGCAAUAAGGAUAAAGACAACGCGAAAGAUGAGAACGUAAGCAAGGACAAGGACAACGCGGAGAAUCAGGAGGAGGACAGUUAAGCGACACUAUAUAGCAGUGCAAUAGUGU
Trachymyrmex cornetzi is the source of this 493-nucleotide messenger RNA. RefSeq lists its product as uncharacterized. The coding region runs from base 1 to 465 and encodes 154 amino acids. The record is from RefSeq and is a predicted model, not a curated record. The transcript has 5 exons. NCBI's taxonomy places the organism in Eukaryota, Metazoa, Arthropoda, Insecta, Hymenoptera, Formicidae.